Molecule: messenger RNA, 1612 nt
Organism: Racocetra persica
Lineage: Eukaryota; Fungi; Glomeromycota; Glomeromycetes; Diversisporales; Gigasporaceae
Source: the annotation of a GenBank genome assembly
GGAAAAAAAGUUCUGCAAAGCGUCAAAAAGUUACCAAUUCAGAAUCUAGAGAAUCUUCUUCUGAUUUUACUUCUGAAGAACCAGAAUGGCUUAAAAACUCUCAAAGCGUUACAGGCACUUCAGUUUCAAUCCCAAUCGAUCCCUUAAAUUCUGAAGUAACACCGCAACCAGAGUCUACUCAAAGUCAAGGUACCACUGAGCGCGUUUUCGUCACUCCAUUUUAUGUUGAUUUGGAUGCGUAUCGUGAAGAACUCCAACUAGAAUUGUGGGCGUUCAAUAUUAUAAUGGAAUCGUUAACAAGGGAGAGGCGAGUAGAUAAUGUUAUGGGUAUUCAAGUUGGACAUAUUCCUAAAGACGUUGCUGCUGUUAUAGCUUCUUUGAUCGAUAAUGGGGAAAUUAAACUCGAGGGUAUAAUCCGAUCUUAUCUAAUACUUGAUUUUUGUUUUGAGUAUGAAACUUAUAAAAUUUGUAUAGCCACCAUAAUCGGGAACCGUGGUACUUAUAGUAUCCCACUCCAACUACACGUGUACGGGUCACCUAAUUCUCAAGAAUCGAUUUCUAGCUCAUUAAAAAAACGCGGAAUUGCGGUCGAGUCUCCAAAACAACCAAGACAAACUAAGAAAAGUAGAGCCGAGGCUGCUGCUCGAGCUACGUUUGACGAAGCAUGGCGUGAUUUGGUUGGUAGAGGUCAAGAAAUCAGUAUGAAAAAGAAACAGGAGGCGUUUGAAAAAAUUGGAAUAUCUAUCGAGGAUUUGGAGAAACUUCCAGAGGCACCGCAACCGGAUGCACUUCUCACUAAUCUUCUACCUUAUCAGAAGCAAGGUCUCGGUUGGAUGCUUUCUCACGAGCAUCCUGAAGAUCCGACAGAAGAAACGGCAACGCAAUUUUGGGUUAUGCGCAAAGUAUCAGGAUCUAACCUUUACUAUAAUGUUGCGACUAGUUAUUCAUCUCAAACUCGACCAGAAUUUUCUCGUGGUGGUAUUCUUGCAGAUGACAUGGGUCUUGGUAAAACGUUACAAACAAUUUCAUUGAUUGUAUCGGAUACCAACGGAGAAGGAUUUAUUACUACACCUUCACCCACUAGCUCAGAUUACUCUAAAACUACUUUAAUUGUCGAUCCGUCCUUUCUCUCCAACCAUGAUGUCGUGAUUACGACCUAUCAAGUUCUCGCAUCAUCUAAUGUUAAAGAUAAACGUAAAGGAUUAUUUGCGAUAAAAUGGCGUCGCGUUGUUCUUGAUGAAGGUCAUAUUAUUAGAACAAACAAGACAAAACAAAGUCAGGCUGCGUGUGCUUUAGAUGCCGAACGUCGAUGGGUGCUCAGCGGUACUCCAAUUAUGAAUCAAUUGAAUGAUAUGUAUUCGCUGGUUAAAUUUUUGAAAAUUACACCAUUCCAUGAUUAUGACUUGUGGACUCGAGUUUUUUCUCGUCCUGUCAGCAAAGGGGAUUUCGACGGUAUUGACCGUCUUUCGUGCUUAAUCCGUACUACUUGUCUUAGACGCACUAAGGACAUGAAAUUCAACGGUCGAUCAAUAUUGGAUCUUCCUCCGAUUACCUCUUAUUUGCAUAAAGUCAAAUUUACUUCUGAAGAAAAAAAGAAAUACGAUCUUAUGGA